AUGGACCCCAGAUCUCCCAGGGAUCCUCUGCCCAUGCCACCUGAUGAUGCAUCAACACAGCCAAGUGUGAUACCUAGGGAAGAUCAGGAGACAACACCGACCAGCACUUAUGAAGACAUUGCUGAAAACAGUGUGGGGGAGCAUCAUGGAGAAGCUGAGUCAACCGAAGAUACCAGUCAGUACAUCAGUCCAGACUCCAGCCCAGGCUACCAUUACUACACCGGCAUGGACCAGGCUUACGUGGAUGCACAGCAAGACGGUCAGCCUCCUCAGGCACAAUGCGUGCUCAAACUGAGUCCCAUCCUGGGUUACGUGUUGGCCUUCUGCGCGGGCGUGGCUGCUGCUGCAGUAGUGGCCGUGAUCCUCAACGCUGCCAUUGCAGACCACCAGGGACUUCAACACCACCAGGGAACAAAUAUACUAUCCCCGGCUACAGAUCUAGACAUGGCUCCUGCAGACUCUCCUCUGGUAACCAUGGGAACCACAGUUACCAUGGCAACUAUCACAACACAUCCUGUCAAAACAGCUCUGAUGAUGUUGCCAGUAGCUACUACAGCUGAUGGUAUUCAUAUUAUUAUUCAGGAUAUUUAUUCCUUGGUAAAAAUCAGGCACAAACACAAAGUUUAA
This is a messenger RNA of Branchiostoma belcheri (Belcher's lancelet), 627 nucleotides long. RefSeq lists its product as uncharacterized. NCBI's taxonomy places the organism in Eukaryota, Metazoa, Chordata, Leptocardii, Amphioxiformes, Branchiostomatidae. The transcript has 3 exons. The record is from RefSeq and is a predicted model, not a curated record. Bases 1 to 627 code for a protein of 208 amino acids.